This is a messenger RNA of Gracilinanus agilis (Agile Gracile Mouse Opossum), 1512 nucleotides long. RefSeq names its product N-alpha-acetyltransferase 80, NatH catalytic subunit (gene NAA80). Gene Ontology annotation, molecular function: N-acetyltransferase activity; acetyl-CoA binding. The transcript has a single exon. NCBI's taxonomy places the organism in Eukaryota, Metazoa, Chordata, Mammalia, Didelphimorphia, Didelphidae. The record is from RefSeq and is a predicted model, not a curated record. Gene Ontology annotation, biological process: protein acetylation. The coding region runs from base 38 to 793 and encodes 251 amino acids. Gene Ontology annotation, cellular component: cytoplasm.
CCCAGAGGGAAAGCUGUGGCUCCUGUCCAGAAGCUGGAUGAUGGCUUCUUCGUCCUCCUUGGCUUCAUGCCCUGGCUUCGAAGAGCUCACCCUGGAGCCUGCCCACCUGCGUCCAGAGCUUCUAGAUGCCUGUGCUGACCUUAUCAACCAGGAGUGGCCUCGGAGUCGAGCCUCCCGCCUGCACUCUCUGGGCCAAUCCUCAGACUCUUUUCCCUUGUGCCUGGCCCUGCUGGGCCCCCCCCCUAGCCCAGGAGCCUUGCCCACAGUCCUGGGCCAUUCCCGCCUCUCCCGAGUUGCUGCCCAUGAUCACAGCCUAUUGGUCGAAACUGUUGUCAUCGCUCGGGCUCUUCGGGGUCAGGGGUUUGGCCGCCGCCUCAUGGAGGCCACCGAGGCCUUUGCCAAGGCCCGGGGCUUUCGUCGACUACACCUAACCACCCAUGACAAGCAGCAUUUCUAUGCCCACUUGGGCUACCAGCUUGGAGAACCAGUGCAGGGUCUCACGUUCAGUAGUGCUUUGACUUCAUCUAUCCUUCAGGCCUUCUCUCAGCCUGCCAGCACUCCAGAGCCUAAACCUCCCAGCCCCUGCAGGGAGACUAUGGGGUCCUUCUCUCUUACUAACUCCCACCCUAGGCCCAGUCUGCCCCCUGCACCACCACCCCCUCCUCCUUUACCUGCCCCCUAUCUCAGCCCUCCAGUUCUUUCCCCUACUGGCACCCCACAGCAGAGCCUUCUGGAGACACCGUAUAGGGACAUCCGGGGUCGCCCCAUAUUUUGGAUGACAAAGGAGAUCUGAUGGGGUUGGCCUGGUGGCCUUUUAGCUGAGGAGAGAGGGAAGGAAAGACCGCAGAAAGGAUUGUAAAGAAUGGCCAGAAGAGAUACCUGAGAACUUUGCCCUGAAAUCUUCCCAGUGCCUGAAGCCUGUUUCCUGGGAGUUACUGACAACCUGGCUGUCAGUGCUUCUCUCCCAGUGAAGGGAGAACAUGGGGAAAUCACCCAGCUUCAUUUCAUUUUUCUUUUCUUUUUUGGGGUGGGAGCAAAUCUCAGAGAGCCAGCACCCCACUCCCCAACAGAGGAGUUGGAGGGGAAGAGGCCACAGUGAUGAGAAUGGCAGCCACUGGUUUCUGAGGCACUUCUAAGGUUUACAAAACACUUCCCUCAUCAUGUCCCUCUGAGAGAGACUGCACACAAACGUAUUAUUGUCCCCAUUUUCUAGAGAAGGAAAUUGAGUAGAAGAUCAGACCUUAUCAGAAGAUCAAAGUGGCCAAGAUGGCAUUCAGUGCCAGGCUUUUCUUUUUCAAAUCUGACACUGAUAUACCUCAUAGACUGUGCCAGCUGCCUUGCAGAUUCUCAGCUCCAUGAGGUCAGAGAUUGUCUUAUCUGAAAACUGGGCAGAGGUCUCUGCACACAGUAGGUGCUCAAUAAGUGUUGGUUAGAUUCCUUACAUUGUUAACCAGCAUGGCUAUGUGUGAGCUGCACUGAAUAAAGCAGCCCCAUCCUGGGGAUCACUUGGUA